Penicillium alfredii is the source of this 1059-nucleotide messenger RNA. Its product is annotated as putative histone acetyltransferase (MysT1). Gene Ontology annotation, biological process: regulation of DNA-templated transcription. Gene Ontology annotation, molecular function: histone acetyltransferase activity. The record is from RefSeq and is a predicted model, not a curated record. The transcript has a single exon. The coding region runs from base 1 to 1059 and encodes 352 amino acids. Lineage: Eukaryota; Fungi; Ascomycota; Eurotiomycetes; Eurotiales; Aspergillaceae.
AUGGCGAACAAAGCCUCGUCUCGCCUGCAGACCCCAGUAGAUCGCAACGUCAAGAAUGUCGUACUAGGAGAUUUGCUAUUCAAGCCUUGGUACCAGUCUAUUUACCCGGAAGACCUCGUCGCCAAGGACACGGAAUGUCUAUACGUUUGCCGCUGGUGCUUUCGGUAUUCCUGUGACGGAGCUGCCUUCGCGGCGCACACCCGCGCCUGCGAGCAUCGCACGACGCCGCCCGGUACCAAGGUUUACGACAAUGGCGGAUAUGCGGUAUGGGAGGUCGACGGCCAGGGGCACAAACUUUUCGGACAGAACCUCUCUCUCUUUGCCAAGCUCUUCCUCGACCACAAAACGGUCUUCUUCGAUGUCGCAACCUUCCUCUACUACAUUCUCACCUUUACCGAUCCCGACAACCCGGACAACUACCAUGUGCUCGGAUUCUUCUCCAAAGAAAAGCUGUCCUGGGAUGCGAACAAUCUCGCCUGCAUUCUAGUCUUCCCACCAUACCAGCACAAACAACUGGGGAAGUUGCUGAUGGGUGUCAGCUACAAGCUCAGCGGCUGGGACGUCGAAGGUGGAUACAUCGGUGGACCGGAGAAGCCCCUCAGUGAUCUAGGCCAGAAGAGUUAUAACCGAUUCUGGGCGGAGCGUAUCGCGCGAUACUUGCUGCGCGACAAGUAUGGUGAUAACCUCGCUGAACCUGGUCUACUGAAACCCGCGACUCUCUCGAAAGCCUCGCGCAAAAGACCGGCACGCGAACACAUGACGGUCGAGGAAAUUGGCCGGGGGACGGGAAUGUUGACCGAAGACGUGAUUACUGCUAUCAAGAGCAUGGGCGUUGUUGCACCGGAAACCUCCCCGAAGAAACGCAAAUUGAGCCGCCUUUCUGGGGAUCACCAUCUCAACCAGGGUCCAACGAUGAUCAUUCGCAAGUCGGAUGUGUGGGAAUGGGCUAAAUCCCACAAUCUGUCGCUGGAUGACCCGGUAAGGGAAGAGGGCUUUGUGGGCGACUGGUCUCUUAGGGCUCUCUCGGAGGGCCAGAGCACCGCAUCGUCGGAGGACUGA